Gymnodraco acuticeps is the source of this 3934-nucleotide messenger RNA. RefSeq names its product E3 ubiquitin-protein ligase RNF38-like. The transcript has 12 exons. Lineage: Eukaryota; Metazoa; Chordata; Actinopteri; Perciformes; Bathydraconidae. The record is from RefSeq and is a predicted model, not a curated record. The coding region runs from base 1087 to 2994 and encodes 635 amino acids.
UCCCAUUGAUUGAUCUUCACAUACUCCCCGCUGACCAGAGAAAACACUCGAUAGCGACUGCGAGAGGGGAUUUAAAUUGGACAAAUAUUGUCCUCGCUACUUGACGGAUAAGGUAGCUAUUUGUUUUCUCAUGUGGUCCGAGAUAAUCCGCUAUUAGCAUUGUGCACGGACUAUCCUAACAGCGACCCAAUGCGACGUUAGCUAGCUUGUAAUGUCGACACUGUUGGAUUUGUUUUCCCCACUAGACCCCGCUUCCUGUUAGCCUUGGCUAACUGGAAAAUCGAAAUUAUGCUAAUGAACGAGCAGGCAUAGUUAACCAACGCAAAGGGGUGUAACGUUAAUGCUUACCGUAGGAUACCCGUGGAAAUUUAGUUGGAAUUUAUGUGCAAAUCUAUGCUAAUAACUUUGUUUAGCUGCCAGCUAUCGGGGCAGCUGGUUUCCUUUAGUUUGCUAGCGCACGUCUGCUAGCCAUCUUUGCUUGUGUUGGGGGAUUUAAGUAUUAAACUUGACAAGCUUUUGGAGGCACAGGGCAAGCUAUAUUAACUUCAGCUGCAUGUUAUUAUAUGUGUCGGCAAUGGGCUCACUCGUGUAGGACUCAACUGCGUGCGACUAAUGCCAUAACAUACUUUAUUUUCUUGGGUAUUUUGCUGAGAAAAGACCAUAGAGAACCUGAGACUCGUUCAGCUGGUGUUCUGCUAAAACCACAUAACUAUCUUAGAGACAAUGCUAUUUUUUAUAACUGCUUUGUUAUACCGAAUCCUAAUAUAAGUACAAUAUUUUUCUAUACUUGUGUACAUUUAUAAUCGAUAGUAAUAAAUAAAUAAGCGGUUUCCCUUCAGUUGACCCGCACAGAUUGCUGCGACAUAUGAGGGCUGUGCUUCCCUGAACCUUCAGGUAUCUCCACUCAUUAGACCCGAACAACAGCUUUAAAUGCCUCAGAAAACACUCGCAGUAGCCAGUGGUCAUCAGAGGUAACUAGGCGGAUAGAGAGACGCGUAGAGCGGUGUGAAGAGGGAGGCUCCUGCCCGUCUCUGGACGUCCAUCUCUCCGCUUCAUCACGUCCAUCCAGCGCCGCCCUCCCCAGCCAUGGACCCCCCGAGGACUCGCUCGCGGUCUCGGUCUGGCUUCUAUCAUUUCGGUAUGAACGGUAACGUUGGCAGUGGAAACGCGGUGGGAAACGGGAGCAUGAUGAACGCCAGCGGAGUAGGGGUGAACUACCCGCCGCAGAGCAACCCCGGCUGGGCGCCGCACCACGGUGGUCGGAGCUAUCCGGAGAGCCAGCAGCAGCAGCACGCGCAGGGGAGCUACCUGUCCGCGGGGGCGCAACGCCACUCUGCACACGGAGCCCACAGACACCCCGGAGCCGGAGGAUUGCUUCAUUUUCAUCCAGAUAAUGUGUGCAGUGAGGAUCGGGAUAAAAUGGAAGACAGCCCAAGCCCGAAGAGGCAGCGUCUCUCCCAGCAGACCAUGUUGGAUCUAAACUCCGCCCCUCCCUCCACUCCUUCCUCCCCCAUUCGUCCCUGGGAGCUUCCCCCCAGCCGCAGACCACACCCCCACUACAUGCCAGAGAGAUGCCACACGCCUGUCCGCAACAGACGAAGCCCUCCAAUAAGACGCCAGCGUGGCCGGAGAGACCGCCCGACCCACCACCACCACCACAACAACCACCACCACUACAACAACAGCAACCACCACCACCACCAUCACCACCCCAACCCACACCACCAUCACCACCACCACCUGCACUCCCACCACGGCUUGUCGCCAGGCCACCAGGAUGAGAACUACCGUCACCAGGCCCCCCAGGGCUACCCCCCCUACAGCCAGCAACCUCCCCGAGGGCUGGGGCCCGGGCUGGACGAGCGCCCAGGUCACCAUCCCCCAAAUCCGUCCCCCAGGCCCCUCCACCAGUCUCCCAACCUGUCUCCCAGGAUGCUGCACCCUGCAGCCCAUCCACAGCACCCACACCCCCACCCACACCCCCACCCACACCCAUCCCAGCAGAGCAGUAUGGUGCUGGACCUCCAUGAGCAGGGUUCAGUUCCUGUAUCGUAUCCUGUGUCUCCUCCGGGACCACCGGGCCUGCCGCCUCGCUCCGCCCCUCAGCAGAUCCCAGCAUGCUCGGUGGUCUUCAGUGGACAGCACUAUCCCGUCUGCAGCGUCCCUCCUCCUGUCCUUCAGACUUGUUCUGUGCAGCACAUACCCAUGCCCUACCCGUUCCCUUCACUGCUGUCCAGUGACCCGGCCUUCCUGCUCCCCCCUCCUCACCUCACCCACCCCCAAGCACACCUUUCCCACCACCCUCCUCACCUGCCCCAGCCGGGACAAUUUGGACCGUAUCCGACACAGCAGGCCCGAUCUCCGUUACAGAGGAUAGAGAAUGACGUGGAGCUGCUCGGAGAACAUCUGUCUCUGGGUGCGGGCCUCCACUACCCCCCUGCCACCCACCCCGCCCUCACGCCACACUCCACCCAGCUUCACUUCCUCUCCCAUGACCCCCUGCCACAGGAGUUCUUCGGAGUGUCCUAUCCAAACUUUAUUCCUCGGCGUCUCCCGGGGCGACGGUACCGUUCGCAACAGCCACUGCCACCUUCGCCUUACCACCCCAGCCUCCUGCCUUACUUCCUUUCAAUGCUGCCAGUCCAGCCCACAGGUCCUGCAAUCAGUCUAGAGCUGGAUGUUGACGAUGGAGAAGUGGAAAAUUACGAGGCCCUCCUGAACCUCGCUGAGCGUCUGGGAGAGGCUAAACUCCGAGGACUGACUAAGGGAGACAUCGAACAGCUUCCUUCCUAUCGGUUCAAUCCAAACAACCAUCAGUCAGAACAAACACUGUGUGUGGUGUGCAUGAGUGAUUUCGAGUCCCGCCAACUGCUACGAGUCCUGCCCUGCAGCCACGAAUUCCACGGGAAGUGUGUCGACAAGUGGCUGAGGGCCAACAGGACGUGUCCUAUUUGUCGGGCGGACGCCUCGGAGGUCCAGAGAGACUCGGAGUGACCACACGAGGGAGCCACAUGCUCUUAUUGUCUGUUAAACACGUUCAGCACUACCUGCUCCUGAUGUAUUGAUACACAUGUACGUGCUUACACACACUCACACACACCACUUCCUUGUGUUUCUGUGGAGCACGAUCUGUUCGUUUGAUAACCUUUCAAUCUUCAUCCCUUCUCCCUGACAUUUUAUCUGACUUUCAUCAGAGUCCCUCUUCAUUUUACUGUCUGUUCACAUUAAUUCAGGCCCGUUCUUUUCACCACGCCUGACUACUAUACUGCUGUGGUGUGUGUGUGUACACGUGCAUGCACCACGACUGUGCAAGCGUUGUUCGGUCAGCCCUGUAAUGCCGGGCUGUGGUACAUAACUGUGUGUCUGAGUGAGAGAGAGUGUGUGUUUAGUAUGUGUGUGUAUGUUUGUUAGAGAGAGAGAGAGAUUUUUAGCUGUCUUGGAGCAUGCCUGAGUUGCUGUUGUGUAUUGAGUAACGACAUGGGAGAGUUUUUGCUCUCAGUGACUGACUCUACUUCCUGUUUGUAUGUUAAUGCCUGUUGUCUGUAUGCAUACUCUGUGUGUAUGUAUGUUAUAGACUUAAAUAUUUUUUCUCUAGUUUGACACUAAGGGUCCAUGCUGCCACUAUAUUUUCUCGGUUGCCUCUUUGAUCCAUUUGUUUCAGUAGAUUGUUAUUAUUAUUACUCUACCAUUAUAAGUGAUUGUUUUCCUGCCUGGCAGUUACCUCAUCAUUCCGGUUUUGAUCAUCUUUCAUUAAAGCGCUUCACGGCACUCCUUUUGAAAUUAAGCACAUUAUAUAUUUUUUCUUUUCUUAGUAGAAAUAAGUUUGUCUGUGACUUUGCGGUGGCACAUGUGUUACAUAUAUACAUAUAUCUAUAUAUACUGUAUAAAUCUAUGAAUAUCUGUAUACCAAAUAAAAGGCUUGAUAUGAACUUUU